GAGAACUAUACAGUAAUCUGAACUUUUCUGAAAGAGCAUUAUUCUCAUACAAAGCAGAACUACAAAGAUGCUUAAAUAUGGGUACAAGUAGAAAUGAUGUGGAAAUAGCUUAUCUCAAAUCAAAUAUUGGUGAUAUUUAUGAAAUUCAGGGUAAAUUUGAAGAUGCUUUAGAAUUCCUUCAGCAAAGUUUAGAAAUGAGAAAAGUUAUUCAUUGCAAUAAUCCUCAUCCAAAUGUUGCAUCAUCACUUCACAGUAUAGGGCUUGUGUAUCAGAAACUAGGAGAAUACACUAAAGCAAUGAAGUACUAUGAGGAGAGCUUACAAAUGGAACGUCACAUCCAUGGUUCCAAUCCUCAUCCAAGUGUUGCAUCAUCACUUCACCAAAUAGGAAUUGUCUAUCAGAAACAAGGAGAAUACACUAAAGCAAUGAAGUACUAUGAGGAGAGCUUACAAAUGAAAAGUCACAUCCAUGGUUCCAAUCCUCAUCCAGCUGUUGCAUCAUCUCUUCAUCAGAUAGGUUGUGUCUAUCAGGAACUAGGAGAAUACACUAAUGCAAUGAAGUACUAUGAGGAGAGCUUACAAAUGGAACGUCACAUUCAUAGUAACAAUCCUCAUCCAGCUGUUGCAUCAUCACUUCACAAUAUAGGAGCUGUCUAUCAGAAACUAGGAGAAUACACUAAAGCAAUGAAGUACUAUGAGGAGAGCUUACAAAUGAAAAGUCACAUCCAUGGUUCCAAUCCUCAUCCAGCUGUUGCAUCAUCUCUUCAUCAGAUAGGUUGUGUCUAUCAGGAACAAGGAGAAUACACUAAAGCAAUGAAGUACUAUGAGGAGAGCUUACAAAUGGAACGUCACAUUCAUAGUAACAACCCUCAUCCAUCUGUUGCAUCAUCUCUUCACCAGAUAGGUUGUGUCUAUCAGGAACAAGAAUAA
This is a messenger RNA of Owenia fusiformis, 929 nucleotides long. The record is from the annotation of a GenBank genome assembly. Lineage: Eukaryota; Metazoa; Annelida; Polychaeta; Sabellida; Oweniidae.